Molecule: messenger RNA, 3457 nt
Organism: Thalassophryne amazonica
Lineage: Eukaryota; Metazoa; Chordata; Actinopteri; Batrachoidiformes; Batrachoididae
Product: NACHT, LRR and PYD domains-containing protein 3-like
Exons: 11
Coding region: 64-3417 (1117 amino acids)
Molecular function (GO): protein binding
Source: RefSeq, a predicted model, not a curated record
CACUCUGCUGGACCUGGACCUGAACCUGAACCUUCCAGUGUGUCCAUAAAGAGUGACUGGUCAAUGGGUCUUCCCAUUGAUUUGAAACAAAGGAUCCAUGAGAAUCCAGAUUCAUCUGCAUCUGGUCCCAGUUGUGUCUCCAUGAAGAGUGACUGGUCCAUGGUUCUUCCCAUUGAUUUGAAACAAAGGAUCCAUGAGAAUCCAGAUUCAUCUGCAUCUGGUCCCAGUUGUGUCUCCAUGAAGAGUGACUGGUCCAUGGUUCUUCCCAUUGAUUUGAAACAAAGGACCUAUGAGAACCCAGUUUCAUCUGCAUCUGGUCCCAGUUGUGUCUCCAUGAAGAGUGACUGGUCAAAGGUCCUUCCCAUUACUUUUAAAGAGCUACAGCAUUCUGUUAAAAAAAUAGUGACACGGCAGAGUUCAGAGGAGCUCAGUUUUCGAGCUGCUCAGCAUCAUCAAACACAGAUGCAACAUGUAUUUGUGAAUCUUGAGGCGAACUUGGUCACAUAUGUAAAAAAUGAGGUGAAGAGGAUCCAGAUGUUUCUCCUUGACACUGAGCAUGAAUACUUUGAGAGACAGUGCAACGAUGAGGAGCAGAGGAGGAAGAGCAGAGAGGCUGUUCUGGAGCUCGCAUUGAUCUUCUUGAGGGAAAUGAACCAGGACAAGCUGGCUGACUGUCUCCAGCAAAGAACUUGUGGUGAGGUUUGUCAGCGUGAACUCAAAUCUAAUCUGAAGCAAAAGUUUGAGUGUGUGUUUGAGGGGAUCUCUAAAGCAGGAAAGGCGACGCCUCUGAAUGACAUCUACACUGAGCUCUACAUCACAGAGGGCGGGGUUUCAGAGGUCAAUGAGGAACAUGAGGUCAGACAGAUUGAAGCAGCAUCAAGAAAAGCAAGCACAUUCCAAAAAACAAUAAAAUGUGAAGACAUCUUUAAAGACUCAGCUGGCACACAGCCACCAAUCAGAACAGUGCUGACAAAGGGCGUGGCCGGCAUCGGGAAAACAGUCUUAACACAGAAGUUCACUCUGGACUGGGCUGAAGACAAAACCAACCAGGACUUCCACUUCAUAUUUCCAUUCAGUUUCAAAGAGCUGAAUGUGCUGAAAGAGAAGAAGUUCAGCUUGGUGGAACUUGUUCAUCACUUCUUUCCUGAAACUAAACAAGCCGGAGUCUUCAACUUCCAACACUUCCAGGUUUUGUUCAUCUUGGAUGGUCUGGAUGAGUGUCGCCUCUCUCUGGACUUCCACAGCAGUGACGUCCUGACUGAUGUCACAGAGCCGAGUUCAGUGGAUGUUCUGCUGACAAACCUCAUCAGGAGGAACCUGUUUCCCUCUGCUCGCCUCUGGGUAACCACACGACCUGCAGCAGCCAAUCAGAUCCCUCCUGAAUGCGUCGACAUGGUGACAGGGGUGAGAGGCUUCACAGACCCUCAGAAGGAGGAGUACUUCAGGAAGAAAUUCAGAGAUGAGGAGCAGUCUAGAAGAAUCAUCUCCCACAUGAAGACAUCACGAUGCCUCCACAUCAUGUGUCACAUCCCAGUCUUCUGCUGGAUCACCGCUACAGUUCUGGAGGAUGUGUUGGAAACUAAAGUUGAACCAGAGCUGCCCAAUACAUUGACUGAGAUGUACAUCUACUUCUUGGUGGUUCAGUGUAACCUUAAGAAGGUCAAGUAUGAUGGAGGAGCUGAGACAGAUCCACUAUGGAAUCCAGAGAACAGGAAGAUGAUUGUAUCUCUGGGAAAACUGGCUUUUGAGCAGCUGCAGAAAGGGAAUCUGAUCUUCUAUGAAUCAGACCUGACAGACUGUGGCAUCGACAUCAGAGAAGCAUCAGUGUACUCAGGAGUGAUUACACAGAUCUUUAAAGAGGAGAAAGGUCUGUACCAGGAGAAGAUGUUCUGCUUCAUCCAUCUGAGUCUUCAGGAGUUUCUGGCUGCUCUUUAUGUCCAUCUGACCUUCACCCAGUCUGGAGUCAAUCUGCUGUCAAAAAAACAAACAGCAUCCUGGUGGACUAAAAGAAUGAAAGCUGACCCGAACCCAACACUUUUAUACUGCUGUGCUGUGAACAAGGCCUUAGAGAGCCCAAGUGGACACCUGGACUUGUUCCUUCGCUUCCUGAUGGGUCUUUCCCUCCAAAGCAGUCAUGUUCUCUUACGAGGCCUGAUGACACAGAGGAACAGGAUCUCAGAGACCAAUCAGGAAACAGUUGAGUACAUCAAGAAGAAGCUCAGUGAGAAUCUCUCUGCAGAGAGAAGCAUCAAUCUGAUCCACUGCCUGAAUGAACUGAAGGACCGAACUCUUGUCAAACAAAUUCAACUGUACCUGAGGUCAGGAAGACUCUAUAGAGAAAAUUUGUCUUCUGCUGAUUGGUCAGCUCUGGUCUUCAUCUUACUGUCAUCAGAACAAGAAGAAGAUGUGUUUGACCUGACCAAAUACUCUGCUUCACAUGAAGCUCUUCAGAAGUUGUUGCCAGUGAUCAAAGCAUCUAAAACAGCUUUGUUAUCUGGCUGUAAUCUGUCAGAGGGAAGUUGUGAAGUUCUGUCAUCAGUUCUCAGCUCUCAGUCCUCCAGUCUGAGAGAACUGGACCUGAGUAACAACAAGCUGCAGGAUUCAGGAGUGAAGCUGCUGUCUGCUGGACUGGAGAGUCCACACUGUAAACUGGAAACUCUCAGGCUGUCAGGCUGUCUGAUCACACAUGAAGGCUGUGCUUCUCUGGCCUCAGCUCUGACCUCCAACCCCUCCCAUCUGAGAGAGCUGGAUCUGAGCUACAACCAUCCAGGAGACUCUGUGAAGCUGCUGUCUGCUGGACUGGAGGAUCCACUCUGGACUCUGGACUCUCUCAGGGUGAAUCCUGGUGGGAUCCAGUGGUUGAGACCAGGUCUGAGGAAGUAUUUCUGUGAACUCACACUGGAUCUGAACACAGUGAACACAAGUCUCAAACUCUCCAACACCAACACAAAAGUGGAGCGCGUGGAAGAGGAUCAGUCAUAUCCUGAUCAUCCAGACAGAUUUGACCUUUGCCCUCAGGUUCUGUGUACUUCUGGUCUGAAUGGCCGCUGUUACUGGGAGGUGGAGUGGAGAGGAGAUGUUUACGUAGCAGUGGCUUACAGAAGAAUCAGGAGGAGAGGAAACAGUGAUGCCUGCAGCUUUGGAGAUAAUGAUCAAUCUUGGUCUCUGUUCUGCUCUAAUUAUUGUUACUACGCUCGUCACAACAACACAGAAACCUUCUACUGUCGCUCGUCUUCAUCCUCUCACAGAGUCUCAGUGUUUGUGGACUGCCCUGCUGGCACUCUGUCCUUCUACGAAGUUUCCUCUGACACUCUGAUCCACAUCCACACUUUCAACUGCAUGUUCACGCAACCUCUGCAAGCGGGGUUUGGGUUCUGGUUUGGCCGUGGUUCCUCAGCAUCUCUGUGUCAGCUGUAGGAUGGAGAGUCUCCGACACUCGACACAAGCAAAGCAAAAA